CAACAUGACAGAGAUGCAAUUAAGAUGGAAAUAAUAACCAAUACGGAGUAGGAUUUUAGUUCAUUCUGGCAGAUGCCAUAAUUACUCCUUACUUCCUAUUUGUGUAGGAAUUAUUAAGAAACCCAAUACAGAUAGGAUCAUACGAUUAGGAAAGUUUAAUUUUAUAUAUAGAGAUCGAACUCCCUCCCUAGCUCCUGCCUUCAUUCUCAUAGUCAUCUGCCUUUAUCUUUACUGCCAAGCCUCAAGCUCUCAAAUACUUGAACCACUCUUAAUUAGCUUCUUCCAUCAGAUUGGAUUCCUUCUUCGGAAAACACACACAUAUAUGGCUAUGAGUCUGAACUGUGGGUUGAUCAGUUCUUUGGAGAAGGAACUGGAUGAAUGGAGGAAGAGAUUACAGGACCCUUUCUCUCCGGAACGUACUUUGGCAUUUCACAAAUUUCCAGGAAACAACAACGUCGAUUGGAAUCAGUUUGUUGGAGGAUCAUAUAAUUGCCGCUCAUGUUAUAAUUAUAAUGAUAUUGCAAGGAACAACAACUACGGAUAUGAGUGCUUUUCAAGACAGAAUAGUUCAAAGGACGUGUUUGUCCGCAUGGCUAAAACGCAUGAGGGGUCACUUGAACUUCAAAAUCUGAUUAAGAAUGGGAAUCCAAGAGACAGACAAGAAGUUCUUGAUGGAAUUAUUGGAUGCAUAUUUGAUGUGAUGAUCGAUCCACAUGGUCACCAUCUCUUCCGAAGAAUUCUUGAGUUUUGUGAUUCUAGUCAGUUGGACACCAUCUUUGUCACCUUGAUAUCACGCAAGGAGUUGCUUAUCAACAUAUCUCUUGUGCAAUACGGGUCAAGUGCAGUUCAAAGAUUUAUCAAAAGACUUAAAAACACUGGGUUAGGGCAAUUCGUUGCAAUCAUCCUUUCCAUGAGAUUUGUCGAGCUGAUGACUAGCGAGCACGGUAGAUUUGUUGUUCAAGAGUGCUUUUACACCUUCAAGGCUAAAGAAAACGAGGUCUUGUUUACUUGUGCAAUCUCUUACUUGAAAGAGGUGGCAACAACACAAUAUGGAUGUUCCUCCUUGAAUGUUUGCGUGAAUUGUACUAGUGGUGCCCAAAGACAAAUAUUGCUCAAAAGUAUUGCAGAAAAAUCAAAUUUCUUAGCCAAUGAUCCUUAUGGGAAUUAUGUUGUCCAGGAAGUCUUGAUGCUUAGGAACGAUGAGAUCACACAAAAAAUAUGUGACUGCCUUAAGAGGGAUUACCUACGCUUAGCUUUUAAAAGAAGUGGAAGUCGUGUUGUUGAAAAAUGCAUAAAAGCAUCAAAGUACGGAUUGGAUUCGGUAGUUGAGAGCUUUCUCAGUAGUGAAAAGAGCUUAGUGCUACUUGCCCGUGAUCGGUUUGGAAAUUAUGUUAUACAAUCAGCUCUUGAGACUGCAAAGGCAAGUAAUAUCAAGUAUUAUGAAUCUCUUGUUACUAUCCUUAGGGUGCAAUGCUUGGCUUUUUCUCAUAUCAAACUUGGGAAGCAUAUAUUGAAACACGUAGAAGAUUUGUAAAGCAAUGUGGGAAAUGCCUGAUCUGAUUUUUUUCAUCAAUUGUACUGAUUGAAAUGCAUGCUCCAAAACUCUGUUUGGAAAGUUGAGUAGUUCGUAUUUUUUUUUAUUUUUUUAUUUUUUUCACUAGUAAUAUUGUUUAUUAGUUCAGUGUUGGGCUUGUUACAUUACUAAACCAAAAGUGUAACAUGUCCUGGACUAAAUCAAAGAUGAGUUAGUUUAUUUACAGAAGCAAAUCCAAAUUGAGCUUGAAUAAGAAUGCAAGUUGAAUUCAAUCUA
Messenger RNA from Cuscuta europaea, 1810 nucleotides. The record is from the annotation of a GenBank genome assembly. Lineage: Eukaryota; Viridiplantae; Streptophyta; Magnoliopsida; Solanales; Convolvulaceae.